CGUGCGCUAAACUUGCAAGGAGGAAGAAGAGGAGAAGGAGGAGGAAGAGGAGCACGUAAACAACAAGGCCAGCACACCACCCUCGCUUCUCCUCACAUGGCGGGGGCGCAGCGGGAGGGAGAGCGCCGAGUGCCGGGAGAUGCUUGAAUGAGCUCCAGCACAACUUUGAACUCAACGCGCGGGGACAUGGAGAGCCCGGCGGGGGAGACCCCGAGCUGCGAGGACGUGCGGAAGAGCGGCUACCUCCGCAAGCAGAAGUCCAUGCACCGGCGCUUCUUCGUGCUCCGGGGGAGCUCGGAGCGCGGCCCGGCCCGCUUGGAGUACUACGAGAGCGAGAAGAAAUUCCGCGGCAAGGCCCCCGUCCCGAAGAAAGCCGUGGCGCUGGAGACCUGCUUCAACAUCAACAAGCGGGCGGACUCCAAGAACAAGCACAUGAUCGUGCUCUACACGCGGGCCGAGAGCUUCGCCGUCGCCGCCGAGAACGAGGCGGACCAGGACGAGUGGUACCAGGCCAUGGUGGACCUGCAGUGCAAAAGUAAGAACCCCACGGACGGUGGAAUAGCAGGUGACUAUGGUGUCCCCAAUCCAGGACCGGCCUUCAAAGAGGUGUGGCAGGUCAAAGUGUGGCCCAAAGGUCUGGGUCAGUUAAAGAACCUGGUGGGCAUCUACCGCCUCUGUCUGACCGACAAGACCGUCAACUUUGUCAAGCUCAACUCUGAUGCUGCAGCUGUGGUGCUGCAGCUAAUGAACGUUCGGCGCUGCGGGCAUUCCGAAAACUUUUUCUUCGUUGAGGUGGGCCGCUCUGCCGUCACCGGACCGGGCGAGUUCUGGAUGCAGGUGGAUGAUUCUGUGGUCGCCCAGAACAUGCAUGAAACAUUGCUGGAGGCCAUGAAGGCGCUCAGCGAGGAGUUCCGCCAGCGAAGUAAAUCUCAGUCCAACUCUGGUCCCGGUGGAGGUGCAACUGCCUCCAACCCCAUUAGUGUCCCUUCACGUCGCCACCACCCAAACCCUCCUCCCAGCCAGGUGGGCUUCACCCGCCGACCCAGAACUGAGCCUCCUGGAGGGGUGAACGGAGGUGUUAGCAGCUCCAGUGCUUCUCCUACCCCUCGUCACAGCUUUACAAGGUCUCGUACAGCUAGUGAUGGGAGUAAAGUGGAUGAGAGUCUAGUGGGAAACAUGCCGCUUGCAGGGCUCAGCUCCAGCCCCUCCACCAACGGGUCUUGCUCAACCACUCCUAUCCUCAGGUCAAAGUCAGCACGUUCAGCCUCCACCUCAACCGCUAAAACUCCUCUUGGUCUUAUGCGCUCUAUUUCCACACCAGCACCUUCCCCGGCCCCAAGCUUGUCCUCCAGCUCUGGUCAUGGCUCAGAGUUUGGGGGUACAGCAACUUGUGCUGGUCCUGGGGCAGGGGGUGGCCCCUACAGUCGAGUCCCUAUGCAUCGCGCGUCUGUCUCGGGGUCACCCAGUGACUAUGGUUCCUCGGAUGAAUAUGGCUCAAGUCCUGGGGAACAGACGCUCUUAGUCUCCCCCAGCCAGCCUGGAAGCUCUGUUGGUAGUGUUGGCAGCCAGUCCCUUGGCGAGGAGGGAGCUAAUUAUAUUUUAAUGGGUCAGCAUAACGGUGGCAAUGGUGGCGGAAAUCAGAGCAGCAUGACAUCCAGCUCCUUGCCAGCACCUGGAACAACAGGCUGCGGCUCUAUGCCCCAGUCCAGGAGAGUGCUCCGCCGCUCCUCCAGCCGAGAGUGCGAAGCGGAGCGUAGGUUGCUAAGCAAGCGCGCAUCUUUACCCCCUAUGGCCUUAGAGAGGCUGGUCCCAUGUCCACACAGAGGAGACGAGCCAGCGGACGAAGACUCAGCUGACUAUGCUAUUAUGUCGAGGAGCACCAGCCGUGAGUCCUUUUCUUCCACGUCUUCUUCAAUGCAGAGGGAAUUCCUCAUGAGUGCUGGGUCAGGGGGAGGUGGCGGAGGGUACUUGGAUGUGGCGGGAGAAUUCAGAGGUGAAACAGGUGGUGUAGCAGCUGGCGGUGUAGGUUUAGGAGUGGAUAAUGGCUACAUGUCUAUGUUGCCGGGAGUCACUCAGUCUCCAGUGGCCUUGUCUCAAUCGCUGGCUGUUUCUGUUCCAGAAUUGGAUCCUAAACCUGCUGAUGAUUACAUGGCCAUGACCCCAAACAGCAGCGUGUCCCCUCCACAGCAAAUCCGACCUACACCCUCAGAUGGCUAUAUGAUCAUGUCUCCCAAUAGUAGCUGCUCCCCUGAUCAACGUGGAGGUCUCUCUGGUGGUGUUUGGGUGGGCAGUGGCAGUGCAGACAGCAGGGCAGGCAGCGACUACAUGAACAUGUCUCCAAUCAGUGCUCGCUCUGUGAACGGGAGUCCCCCACCUUCACAACACACCAGUCAAUCAGAGAACAGUUCUCAAGUCCCCAAGAUGGUGUAUUCUUAUUAUUCCCUUCCGCGGUCAUACAAACACAAUACCUCUGCCAGACAUUUUGAUGAUGGACCAGGACGUGGCAGAAGGCCCAAUGGUGGAAGGGGAGUGGGUGGUGCAAGGACAAUAAGCGGACACCAAGAGCAACAACCGGCUGGCAGUUCAAUAGCAGGACGACACCUGUCGCUCUCUUCUUCCUCAUACUCGUCCAGCUCAGCUAGCAGUGAAAGCCUUGGAGAGAGCGAGGAGAGAGCAACAAACACCAUCGCUGGGGGCUCCAAAGAGGGGACCAAACUCCAGCAGCGACGAGGCUCCAGUGGGUUGGCAAAUCACAGUGCCCACUCUCGAAGCAGACCGGUGAGCCUUUUUGUUGACGUAUCCAAGGCUAACACCCUUCCUCGGGUUCGUGAGAAUCCCUUGCCACCAGAACCUAAGAGCCCUGGGGAAUAUGUCAGUAUUGAGUUUAAGGGGGGAAACAGCAGCAAUACUAGUGUUGGAGGAGGCUGUGGCACGGGUCUCAGGCAUGGAUCAUCCAAGCCUCAUGGUACAAGCAGCCACCAUUCUCAACACAGACCUGUGUCGUGCCUGGGAAACUUUAUCCCCUUGUCCCGCAGCCCCUCUGCCCCUAUUACUCCCCCAGCUGCUUCUGAGUAUGUAAACAUGGACCUCGGCCCUUCUCCUUCUCCCUCACCCCACACUCCACUGGUUUUCCCCUCGUUCCACACCCCUACUACCCCUCCAACUCUUGCUCUUGCUUCCAAAGUCUCUGAUGAAGCAGCAACAGGCCCUCUGGACGAGGUGACGGAGAUGGAUGAGGCACGGCUUAGGAAAAUCCAGGAGAUUGUUCCUGAGUUGGAGUCCCCCACAUCAUGCGGGGACUACACAGUGAUGGCCUUUAGCCUAAACAGCAACACGGCUUCCGGGCCAUCAUCCAGCAUCUCUCUCAAAACUCCUUCCCCUACAAAAACCGAACCACCCGGUGCAACACGGGUUCUAGAAUUUCCUUUAGCCAAAUCAGGACCCAACCCAGACCAUGGAGCAAAAGUUAUCCGUGCCGACCCCCAAGGACGCAGACGGCACUGCUCUGAAAGCUUCCUUGCCUCACCGUCCAUCUCUACUUCUGGUUCCACAUCUUCUUCUUCCACUGCCUCACUCUUCCCAGAACAAGCUGUGCCACGUCGGCAGGGCUUCGAGAACACGCCAUGGCGUAAUGGAUCUGUGGAUACCCUCAGUCAGUCACCCCUUCCUGGACAACAACAGCCCGCUGCCACCAACACACCUAUCACAGAGCAAGGCCUUAAUUAUAUAGACUUGGACUUGGCCAACAAAGAGAGCCAACAUUUGGGCCUGGAUGGACCCCAAGGUAACCAGGCCUCUUCUCGCAUCUUCUCUGUGCUGGGUGCCAGCUCUGCGAUUGGAGGAGGAUCGGGUGUAGCAGUCAGCAAUAGUGGCAGCGCCAGCAACAACACGUACGCCAGCAUAGAUUUCUACAAGUCGGAGGAGCUGCGGACACAUCAGAACGGAAACAAGGAGGGGUCAGAGUGCUGAUGUCAGCGACAUCGUCCUUGGGGGAACAGUGUGGCAGCGCCGCUUCGAAGAUCUGGACUUGUUCUUUUUUUUGUUUUUUGGGUUUUGUUUUUUUUUGCUUGGACACGUCCCCAGCAGCACUUGGAGAUAAAGUGUGAAAUGGUCUUGUCGGUGGUGCAAACCAACAGGGACGUGUGCCAAUGGACAUUCUUGCUGCUUUCAUUCCGUGAGUGGGAGCCAAUCAGAGACGUAAAAAGAAGAAGGGAGGCGACUUUUUGUUCCCCCGAGGGGAAAAACUCCUCCAACAUCUGAAAGAGAACUAUUUAGUGUAUGGAGAAGAGACUAUAGAGCAGUGUAGCUGCAAAACAAAAAGUGCCUCUGGUUGAUUUUAGACACAGCUUUCCUUUCCUUGGAGUAAAUUUGGGAAUUUUUUAUUUCUUAAUUUGAUGUUGUUACAGAUUUAUCUGCAGGUAAUAUCAAGAACAGCUACUAGUGCUGCACACAAUCAUACUAUUUAUGGGAUGAAUGGGCAAGUAAAUUUGUACUUUUUUAAAAAGGACACAUACCAGUUCAUCUCAUACACUGCAAAAUAAGAGCUGGCAAACUAUUCAAUAAAAAUUUUGGAUUUCAAGAAAAAAAAUACUAAAAACUAGUGAAAUUAUCUGUCCAUGCAGCUUGUUAAUUUUACUUGAUAAGACAUCUUAAAUUAAGAUUUUUAUAUCUAGAAAUUAGCAGGACUUUCAAGUAAGUAUUUUAUUCAAAAAAGAAGCAUUAUUCAUCUUGCAAUUCCUAAAGUAAGCAUUCUUGGGAUGUUGCAGAAUCUUUAAACAAGAUUUUCUAUGUGGGAAAAACCGAAUGAUCUUAUUUGAAUAGUUAUUUUCUCAAUUUUAACAUUUUAAAACUACAAUAGACUAACUAUUAUUAUGAAUGCUAAAAUGAAGUUUAGUCAGUGACUAAAAAUAAGUAAAUAGCUCUUAAACCUAGUGCAAUUUCUAGAAAUUGGCAAAUAAUUUGCAGUGUAACCACCAUUUACUUUUCAAAACAGAUGAGUACACUGCAAAAAAGAGCUGUCAGAAUAUAACAUUUUAGGGGAAAAAAAUACUAAAAACUAGUGAAAUUAACUAGCGACAUGGACAGAUAUUUUGCUAAAUUAAAAUUUGUAUAUCUAGAAAUUAGCAGGACUUUUAAGAUAUACAUAGGUAUUUUAUUCUGAAAACAAGUAUUAUUUAACUUGCAAUUCUUAAAUUAAGCAUCCUCGAGAUGUCGCAGAAUCUUUAAAUGUGGGGAAAACCAAAAUAUCUUAUUUGAAUAGUGAUUUUCUCAAUUUUUUACAUUUUUUAAUUGGAAUAAAAAAAUAUAAAUAUUCAUGCUAAAAUAUAAAUUAGUCAAUUAUUAAAAUAAGUAAAUAGCUCUUAACACUAGAGAAAUUUCUAGAAAUACAAUUUUAAAUCUUGGCAAGUAACAAAUAAAAUGCUGGGUGUGACUUUAACUUCUAAAUUCACUCUCGAUUGUGUCAGAAUAAAUAAGAAACCGCUCAAAAUGACUGAGCUAUUAAAGUGUUAGUAUGGCUGCUAUUAGCUUUUUGAUGUUAUUAUGCCACUUUUAUCACAUUUUCUGUUCUUUGAUUUUUCUCUUAAAUGUUACUGUGUAUCUUCGCCAUAAAACAAAGCCAUACACCAAAAUGUAUUUGACAAACAGUCUGGAAACAAGAGGCACUUGUAGCAGGAAGUGCCGUAGCUCGCGAGCUGGCUCGCUAACGCCAGCGAGCGGUAUUAGCGUCAAAUGGAGCAUCCUACUCACUACAGUUCAAGGUGAGCCAUUAGUGCCAUUAACAAUAACGUUAUUAGCGAGCUCAAAUCAACUGUUCCUCAAUCAUUUUCCUCUCAGGACAAUUAAUAUUGUACGACACAUCAUGCUAAAGCUAACAGCUAGCACAAUGCUUUUUAGAAGAGGAAAACAGUACAAAUCUGAUCACUUGUUAAAAACAAAAAGGAAAAAAAUGUUUGACAAACUUGUAUUUUAUCUCAGUUUAAUAAUUGCGUCAGCACUUAAGUGCCUGUUUGUAUGUUUUGUCUAUGUCGUAGAAAUGGGGGUUGUCCUUUGCCGUCUGUUUUUCUGUAAAUACUCUCUUUUGGAUGUCCAACUUCAGGUGACUUUACGAAUCAGCCAUGGCCCCUAAUCGGAGGACUUUUGGGUCGUUUCUUUUUGCGGAGCUUCAUUUUCCGAAGGGCCAUCAGUGCCAAAACUCGACGUAAAAAAAGACCCUUCAGCUCUCAACUUUGGAUGCGUUGCUUUGUUUACCGUGUAACUUUGUGAGUCCCUCUUCCCCGUUGUUAUCUUCUGCAGUGGGAGGAAGAACUGUGUCAUGGCUCGCCUCGCUUAUGUGACGCUCUGAGAUAAGACGCUUUAAGCUAUGAUUCGCUCACGGCUUUGAUGCAGACCAGGCCAAUCGGCGGCAAUACCGGUUGCAAAUUGUCUUCAUGUGUUUUCCUGCAUGUCUGCAAAGUUCACAAACUGCCUCGCUGCAGUCAAAUGACAAUUAGCGGCGUAGCUUCACUGAGAUGUCCUAUAUAGGCAGUGCGCAGGCAAACACAUGCAAUGUUUCUAAUGGUGGCUGGAAAGAGUUCUCCGUGCACAGGUACUCCAAAAAAAGUAAGCGCACAAAUGUUGUUUGCCAUCAGUUUGUUUCACAGUGAAUUGUUUGUCAACGGUGCUCCAUUGUGUCUUUCAUGGGAUGGUACUGACUGAUGUAGAUCAUGACAUGUGUUGCUUGACGGACAUCAACAAAAAAGUCACUAAAAGAAUUCAAAGCCAAA
Entelurus aequoreus (snake pipefish) is the source of this 6764-nucleotide messenger RNA. Its product is annotated as insulin receptor substrate 1-B. Gene Ontology annotation, cellular component: cytosol; plasma membrane. Gene Ontology annotation, biological process: insulin receptor signaling pathway. The record is from RefSeq and is a predicted model, not a curated record. The coding region runs from base 148 to 3969 and encodes 1273 amino acids. Lineage: Eukaryota; Metazoa; Chordata; Actinopteri; Syngnathiformes; Syngnathidae. The transcript is spliced from 4 exons. Gene Ontology annotation, molecular function: insulin receptor binding; phosphatidylinositol 3-kinase binding.